GCGCCCUCGGGGCCGCGGCCGGCGCCCGUGGCCCGGGACCUGGAGGCGGGCGCGCGCGGCGCGGUGGCGGCGGCUCCGGGCCCCAUAGUGGGGGGCGGCGACGGCGGCCUGAAUAAUGUGCACCACCACCCCCUGCACCCCCGUCACGACCUGAACAUGGCCCAUAGCGCGAGCGCCGCGGCCGCCGCUAGCUCCAACAGCGCGCAGAGCGGCGGCUCCGAGGCGCCUCUCAAGGAGGGUGGAAGCGCCACCGCGCUGUCCUCCUCCUCCGCCGCCGUCGCGGCCUCUUCCUCCUCCUCCUCCUCGGCGGGCCCCGGCUCGGCCAUGGAGACCGGGCUGCUCCCCAACCACAAACUGAAAGCCGUUGGCGAGGCCCCCGCUGCACCGCCCCAUCAGCCGCACCACCACCACCAUGCCCACCACCACCAUCACCAUCAUGCCCACCACCUCCACCACCACCACCAUCACCACCACGCACUACAGCAGCAGCUAAACCAGUUCCAGCAGCCGCCGCAGCCACAGCAGCAGCAGCCGCCACAGCCGCCGCCGCAGCAGCAUCAUCCCACUGCCAACAACAGCCUGGGCGGCGCGGGCGGCGGCGCGCCCCAGCCCGGCCCGGACAUGGAGCACCCGCAACAUGGAGGCGCCAAGGACAGUGCCGCGGGCAGUCAGGCCGACCCGCAGGGCCAGCCUCUGCUGAGCAAGCCGGGCGACGAGGACGACGCGCCGCCCAAGAUGGGGGAGCCGGCGGGCAGCCGCUAUGAGCAUCCGGGCCUGGGCGCGCAGCAGCCACCCGCGCCGGUCGCCCUGCCCGGGGGCGGCGGUGGCGGCCCGGCGGCCGUCUCGGAGUUUAAUAAUUACUAUGGCAGCGCUGCCCCUGCUAGCGGCGGCCCCGGCGGCCGCGCUGGGCCUUGCUUUGAUCAACAUGGCGGACAACAAAGCCCCGGGAUGGGGAUGAUGCACUCCGCCUCUGCCGCCGCCGGGGCCCCCAGCAGCAUGGACCCCCUGCAGAACUCCCACGAAGGGUACCCCAACAGCCAGUACAACCAUUAUCCGGGCUACAGCCGGCCCGGCGCGGGCGGCGGCGGCGGAGGAGGAGGAGGCAGCGGAGGAGGUGGAGGAGGAGGAGGAGGAGCAGGAGGAGCAGGAGGAGCAGGAGGAGCAGCGGCAGCGGCAGCAGGAGCCGGAGCUGUGGCGGCGGCGGCGGCCGCGGCGGCGGCGGCGGCAGCAGCAGGAGGCGGCGGCGGCGGCUAUGGGGGCUCGUCCUCGGGGUACGGGGUGCUGAGCUCCCCGCGGCAGCAGGGCGGCGGCAUGAUGAUGGGCCCCGGGGGCGGCGGGGCCGCGAGCCUCAGCAAGGCGGCCGCCGGCGCGGCGGCAGCGGCGGGGGGCUUCCAGCGCUUCGCCGGCCAGAACCAGCACCCGUCGGGGGCCACGCCGACCCUCAACCAGCUGCUCACCUCGCCCAGCCCCAUGAUGCGGAGCUACGGCGGCAGCUACCCCGACUACAGCAGCCCCAGCGCGCCGCCGCCGCCGCCGUCGCAGCCCCAGUCCCAGGCGGCGGCGGCGGCGGGGGCGGCGGCGGGUGGCCAGCAGGCGGCCGCGGGCAUGGGCUUGGGCAAGGACCUGGGCGCCCAGUAUGCCGCUGCCAGCCCGGCCUGGGCGGCCGCGCAACAAAGAAGUCACCCGGCGAUGAGCCCCGGCACCCCCGGACCGACCAUGGGCAGAUCCCAGGGCAGUCCAAUGGAUCCAAUGGUGAUGAAGAGGCCUCAGUUGUAUGGGAUGGGUACUCACCCCCAUUCCCAGCCACAGCAGAGCAGUCCAUACCCAGGAGGCUCCUAUGGUCCCCCAGGCGCACAGCGGUACCCCCUCAGCAUGCAGGGCCGGGCUCCAGGGGCCCUGGGAGGCAUGCAGUACCCACAGCAGCAGAUGCCGCCGCAGUAUGGACAGCAAGGUGUGAGUGGUUACUGCCAGCAAGGCCAGCAGCCAUACUACAACCAGCAGCCGCAGCCCCCGCACCUCCCGCCCCAGGCCCAGUACCUGCAGCCCCAGUCCCAGCAGAGGUACCAGCCACAGCAGGACAUGUCUCAGGAAGGCUAUGGAAGUAGAUCUCAGCCUCCUCUGGCCCCCGGAAAAUCCAACCAUGAAGACUUGAAUUUAAUCCAACAGGAAAGACCAUCGAGUUUACCAGUUGAAGUAUUGGCCUCGGAGGAUGCAGCCUUUGGACUCAAGGACCUGUCUGGCUCCAUCGAUGACCUCCCCACGGGAACGGAAGCAACUCUGAGCUCAGCAGUCAGUGCGUCCGGCUCCACAAGCAGCCAGGGGGAUCAGAGCAACCCGGCUCAGUCUCCUUUCUCCCCACACGCAUCCCCCCAUCUCUCCAGCAUCCCUGGGGGGCCAUCACCUUCUCCUGUUGGCUCUCCUGUGGGAAGCAACCAAUCUCGGUCUGGUCCGAUUUCCCCUGCAAGUAUUCCAGGCAGCCAGAUGCCUCCCCAACCGCCAGGGAGCCAAUCAGAAUCCAGUUCCCAUCCUGCCUUGAGCCAGUCACCAAUGCCACAGGAAAGAGGUUUUAUGGCAGGCACACAGAGAAACCCCCAGAUGUCUCAGUACGGACCUCAGCAGGCAGGACCAUCCAUGUCACCCCACCCUUCUCCUGGGGGCCAGAUGCAUCCUGGAAUCAGUAACUUUCAGCAGAGUAACUCAAGUGGCACUUACGGUCCACAGAUGAGCCAGUAUGGACCCCAAGGCAACUACUCCAGAACCCCAACAUAUAGUGGGGUACCCAGUGCAAGCUACAGCGGCCCAGGGCCCGGUAUGGGUAUCAAUGCCAACAACCAGAUGCAUGGACAAGGGCCAACCCAGCCAUGUGGUGCUAUGCCCCUGGGACGAAUGCCUUCAGCUGGGAUGCAGAACAGACCAUUUCCUGGAAACAUGAGCAGCGUCACCCCCAGUUCUCCUGGCAUGUCUCAGCAGGGAGGGCCAGGAAUGGGCCCGCCAAUGCCCAGUGUGAACCGUAAGGCCCAGGAAGCCGCUGCAGCUGUGAUGCAGGCUGCUGCAAACUCAGCACAAAGCAGGCAAGGCAGCUUUCCUGGCAUGAACCAGGGUGGACUCAUGGCCUCCAGCUCUCCCUACAGCCAGCCCAUGAACAACAGCUCUGGCCUGAUGAACACACAGGCACAGCCCUACAGCAUGACCCCGACAAUGGUGAACAGCUCCACAGCUUCUAUGGGUCUUGCAGAUAUGAUGUCUCCGGGCGAAUCAAAACUGUCCACACCUCUUAAAGCAGACAGUAAAGAAGAAGGCGCGUCCCAGCCUGAGAGCAAGUCAAAGGAUAGCUACAGCUCUCAGGGUAUCUCUCAGCCUCCGACCCCAGGCAACCUGCCAGUCCCUUCCCCGAUGUCACCCAGCUCCGCCAGCAUCUCCUCCUUUCACGGGGACGAGAGUGACAGCAUCAGCAGCCCAGGGUGGCCCAAGACGCCGUCAAGCCCUAAGUCCAGCUCUUCUUCCACCACUGGGGAGAAGAUCACAAAAGUGUAUGAGCUGGGGAACGAGCCGGAGAGGAAGCUGUGGGUCGACCGCUACCUGACCUUCAUGGAAGAGAGGGGUUCCCCAGUGUCCAGUCUUCCCGCAGUGGGCAAGAAGCCCCUGGACCUGUUUCGACUCUACGUCUGCGUCAAAGAGAUUGGCGGUCUGGCGCAGGUUAAUAAAAACAAGAAGUGGCGUGAGCUGGCAACCAACCUAAAUGUUGGCACUUCAAGCAGCGCGGCUAGUUCCCUGAAAAAGCAGUAUAUUCAGUACCUGUUCGCCUUUGAGUGCAAAAUUGAGCGUGGGGAGGAGCCCCCGCCAGAAGUCUUCAGCACAGGGGAUGCCAAGAAACAGCCCAAGCUGCAGCCACCAUCUCCUGCUAACUCAGGAUCCUUACAAGGCCCGCAGACUCCACAGUCAACUGGCAGCAAUUCAAUGGCAGAAGUUCCCGGUGACCUGAAGCCACCAACCCCAGCAUCUACCCCUCAUGGACAGAUGACCCCCAUGCAAAGUGGAAGGAGCAGUACAAUCAGUGUGCACGACCCAUUCUCAGACGUGGGUGAUGCGGCAUACCCAAAACGGAACUCUAUGACUCCAAAUGCUCCGUACCAGCAGGGCAUGAGCAUGCCAGACAUGAUGGGCAGGAUGCCCUACGAGCCCAACAAGGACCCCUUCAGUGGAAUGAGAAAAGUGCCUGGAAGUAGCGAGCCCUUCAUGACACAAGGACAGAUGCCCAACAGCAGCAUGCAGGACGUGUACAACCAGAGUCCCUCAGGUGCCAUGUCCAACCUAGGCAUGGGGCAACGGCAGCAGUUUCCCUAUGGAGCCGGUUACGACCGAAGGCAUGAGGCUUACGGGCAGCAGUAUCCAGGCCAAGGUCCUCCCACAGGACAGCCGACGUAUGGAGGACAGCAGCCUGGCCUGUACCCACAGCAGCCGAAUUACAAGCGCCAUAUGGAUGGCAUGUACGGGCCUCCAGCCAAGCGCCAUGAGGGGGACGUGUACAGCAUGCAGUACGGCAGCCAGCAGCAGGAGGUGUACAACCAGUACGGGAGCUCUUACUCUGGCCCGGACAGGAGGCCCAUCCAGGGACAGUAUCCCUACCCCUACAACAGAGAGAGGAUGCAGGGCCCAGGCCAGAUGCAGCCACAUGGAAUCCCACCUCAGAUGAUGGGUGGCCCCAUGCAGUCAGCCUCCAGCGAGGGGCCGCAGCAGAACGUGUGGGCAGCACGCAACGAUAUGCCUUAUCCCUACCAGAACAGGCAAGGUCCAGGUGGCCCUGCGCAGGCGCCGCCUUACCCGGGCAUGAACCGAACGGAUGAUAUGAUGGUACCAGAUCAGAGGAUCAAUCAUGAGAGCCAGUGGCCUUCCCACGUCAGCCAGCGCCAGCCUUACAUGUCGUCGUCGGCCUCCAUGCAGCCCAUCACGCGCCCGCCUCAGUCAUCCUACCAGACGCCACCAUCGCUGCCAAACCACAUCUCCAGGGCGCCCAGCCCCGCCUCCUUCCAGCGCUCCCUGGAGAGCCGCAUGUCUCCAAGCAAGUCUCCCUUCCUGCCCACCAUGAAAAUGCAGAAGGUCAUGCCCACAGGCCCCACAUCGCAGGUCGCUGGGCCGCCCCCUCAGCCACCGCCAAUCAGAAGGGAGAUUACCUUCCCCCCUGGCUCUGUGGAAGCGUCACAGCCAGUCCUGAAACAAAGGCGAAAGAUCACCUCAAAAGACAUUGUCACUCCCGAGGCGUGGCGUGUGAUGAUGUCCCUGAAGUCGGGUCUGUUGGCCGAGAGCACCUGGGCUUUGGACACCGUCAACAUUCUCCUCUACGACGACAGCACUGUCGCCACCUUCAACCUCUCCCAGCUGUCUGGCUUCCUGGAACUUUUAGUAGAGUACUUCCGAAAAUGCCUCAUUGACAUUUUCGGAAUUCUUAUGGAAUAUGAAGUGGGCAACCCCAGCCAUAAAGCACUUGAUCACCGCACGGGGAAGAAAGACGACAGCCAGUCCUCAGGAGACGAUUCUGGGAAAGAAGAAGAUGCUGAGUGUCCUGACGAAGAGGAAGAGGAUGAGGAAGAGGAGGAAGACAGUGGAAAGACAGAGUCGGAGGGGACGAGCAGUGCUGCCCCUGCUGCUCCAGAUGCCACCGUGGACCCCAAGGAGACGCCAAAGCAGGCCAGUAAGUUUGACAAGCUGCCCAUAAAGAUUGUCAAAAAGAGCAACCUGUUUGUGGUGGACCGGUCUGACAAGCUGGGCCGCGUGCAGGAGUUCAACAGUGGGCUCCUGCACUGGCAGCUGGGGGGCGGCGACACUACAGAGCACAUCCAGACUCACUUUGAGAGCAAGAUGGAGAUCCCUCCUCGCAGGCGCCCGCCUCCGCCUCUGAGCUCCACCGGGAGGAAGAAAGAGCCAGAAGGCAAAGGUGAUUCCGAAGAGCAACCAGAGAAAAGCAUCAUAGCCACCAUUGAUGACGUCUUGUCUGCCCGGCCAGGGGCCCUGCCUGAAGACGCCAACCCAGGACCCCAGACCGACAGCAACAAGUUUCCCUUUGGAAUCCAGCAGGCCAAAAGCCACCGGAACAUCAGGCUACUGGAGGACGAGCCCAGGAGCAGGGACGAGACACCCCUGUGUACCAUCGCGCACUGGCAGGACUCCCUGGCCAAGCGCUGCAUCUGUGUGUCCAACAUCGUGCGGAGCUUGUCUUUCGUGCCUGGCAAUGACGCAGAGAUGUCCAAACACCCAGGCUUGGUGCUGAUCCUGGGAAAGCUGAUUCUGCUGCAUCACGAGCAUCCAGAGAGAAAAAGGGCGCCACAGACCUACGAGAAGGAGGAGGAUGAGGACAAGGGGGUGGCCUGCAGCAAAGAUGAGUGGUGGUGGGACUGUCUUGAGGUCUUGCGGGAUAACACACUGGUCACGUUGGCCAACAUUUCUGGGCAGCUAGACUUGUCUGCGUACACGGAGAGCAUCUGCUUGCCGAUCCUGGACGGUUUGCUGCACUGGAUGGUGUGCCCGUCCGCAGAGGCACAGGACCCCUUUCCCACCGUGGGGCCCAACUCAGUCCUGUCACCACAGAGACUUGUGCUAGAGACGCUCUGUAAACUCAGUAUCCAGGACAACAACGUGGACCUCAUCUUGGCCACACCUCCAUUUAGUCGUCAGGAGAAAUUUUAUGCUACAUUAGUUAGGUACGUUGGGGAUCGCAAAAACCCAGUCUGUCGAGAAAUGUCCAUGGCGCUUUUAUCGAACCUUGCCCAGGGGGACACACUGGCAGCAAGGGCAAUAGCUGUGCAGAAAGGAAGCAUCGGAAACUUGAUAAGCUUCCUGGAGGACGGGGUGACCAUGGCACAGUACCAGCAGAGCCAGCACAGCCUCAUGCACAUGCAGCCCCCACCUCUGGAACCCCCUAGCGUAGACAUGAUGUGCAGGGCGGCCAAGGCUUUGCUGGCCAUGGCCAGAGUGGACGAAAACCGCUCAGAAUUCCUUUUGCACGAGGGUCGGUUGCUGGAUAUCUCGAUAUCGGCUGUCCUGAACUCUCUGGUGGCGUCUGUCAUCUGUGAUGUACUGUUUCAGAUUGGGCAGUUAUGACACACGUGAGCAGGCACGCAUGCGUGAGUGAAGAUAGAGGGUCACAUAGGACUGGCUGUUUCUGUUCUCGUUUAUCCAGCGUAGGAUGAAGGAAGAGUCCUUGCUUCUCUGCCCCAUCACUAUUUACCAAUUGGAAAUUAAAUCAUUAAUUCGAACAGUUAUAAAAUUAAUAUUUGCUGUCUGUGUGUAUAAGUACAUCCUUUGGGGAUUUUCUAUUUCUUUUUUUUUUAACCAAAGUUGCUGUCCAGUGCAUUCAAAGGUCACUUCUUUUCCAUAAAAUUUCCUUUUUAAUGUUUUUUUUUUUAAUGUUGUAUUGCAGUUUUGGGGAAGUGAAUUGAAAGAAAAAAAUUUUUUUGGCAAAAGAGGCUAAGAUAGGAAAAUUUCACCACACCGAGGCAGAAAGGUGGAAGGAAAAUUGAUCCUUGAAUUGAUUUCCUAUGAAUUUUAUUCUUCACAGAAUGAUAAAAACAAAACUGCACCCCGCCACCCAAAGCUCUGUGCAAUAGAAACUUCUAGAGAUAUAGGUAUAGGGGCUCGAGGAAGUGUGGCAGUCAGUCAGAACUACGAGUGAUACUGGUUUCUCCACAGGAAAGUGGUUACAUUAGGCUAUGAGCAAAAAAACGGCGCUUUCAGUUAGGGGUGAAGCUGCACCCUGACAGCCAUCCGCGGAACUGCUUCCUCACCACAACCGCCAUGUCUGCUGCGGUUCGGCCUCCACGUGACAGUUCUUCACAAUUCCUUUCAUCGUUUUUUAAAUAUUUUUUUUACUGCCUGUGGGCUGUGAUGUAUAUAGAAGUUGUACAUUAAACAUACCCUCAUUUUUUUUCUUUUCUUUUUUUUUAGUACAAAGUUUUCAUUUCUUUUUCAUGAUGUGGUAACUACAAAGUGAUGGUAGAUUUAAAUAAUUUUUUAUUUUUAUUUUAUAUAUUUUUUCAUUAGGACCAUAUCUCCAAAAAACAAAAAAAAGAAACAAAAAAUACAAAAAACAAAAACAAACAAAAAAAGAGGGUAAUGUACAAGUUUCUGUAUGUAUAAAGUCAUGCUCUGUUGGGAGAGCAGCUGCUCCCAAUUUGCUUCAUGAAUCAAGGUGUGGAAAUGGUUGCAUAUGGAUUGAUUUAGAAAAUGGAUACCAGUACAGACAAAAAAAAGAAAAAAAGAAAAGAAAAACAAAGAAUAAACAACUAAAAGGAAGAAACACAACUUCAGCGAUUUUUCUGUGACAGGAAUCCACAUUUGUAUUUCAAGAUAAUGUAGUUUAAGAAAAGAAAAAAAUGAAAAAAACUUGAUGUAAAUUCCUCUUUUCCUCUGGCUUAAUGAAUAUCAUUUAUUCAGUAUAAAUCUUUAUAUGUCCCACAUGUUAAGAAUAAAUGUACAUUAAAUCUUGUUAA
Molecule: messenger RNA, 8483 nt
Organism: Alexandromys fortis (reed vole)
Lineage: Eukaryota; Metazoa; Chordata; Mammalia; Rodentia; Cricetidae
Gene: Arid1b
Product: AT-rich interaction domain 1B
Exons: 21
Coding region: 157-7095 (2312 amino acids)
Biological process (GO): positive regulation of DNA-templated transcription; regulation of transcription by RNA polymerase II; chromatin remodeling
Cellular component (GO): nucleoplasm; brahma complex; nBAF complex
Molecular function (GO): nucleosome binding; DNA binding
Source: RefSeq, a predicted model, not a curated record